AUGAACGACUACUCUGCCAUGAUGGCGGCCCUUGACGAGGAUAUCGAGGCAAACGAGCGCAAGGCGACGCUCUCAGCCGCUCUCCAUGCCGACCUCGGAAUGACCCACCGGGAGUCGAUACUCUCCGCUCCUGACUACGGCGACACAUCUCUCACUGGCCGUGGCGCCCGCUAUGGCUCUGUCCGUCAAUCGGCCGUCCUUUCCAUGGGAAACCAGUCUACUACCCUUGCCCCUCGCGAGGCCAUUGCGGCCUGGAGCACUCUCCGUGAACGUGAGCCCCGCGACCCUAACACCCAUGCUCAUGAAGACCUCCAUGGUGGACAGCUCCACCGCCUGAACCGUACUGCCCGCGGAGAGUUCCAUGGCCCCCUUCCCUUCAAUGGCGGACCCCCGCCUGCUCCCCGUCCCGCACCCGCUACUCUGGCCGUUGACCACCUGAAGGAUCCCUUGGAGAUCGCGAAGGCCAUGCAGUUCAAGGGAAGUUACAGCGGCGGUGCUCCUAACCGUGGUGGUGGUGGCAGCAGCUCCGGUCGCGGUGGUGGUUCCGGUCGUGGCGGCCGUGGUGGUGCGCAGAACUACAGCACUCGUGACUUCAGUCCGGUUGGCGGUCUUGACUACGGCAACGGCAUUGGCAGCGGCCUCAACCCUCAUGCUGACAUCCAUGCUGACACCCGUGGCAACACUAACUCCCGUGGCAAUGCCAACUCUCGUGGCAAUGCUAACGCUCGUGGCAACGCCAACACCCGUGGCAACGCUAACAUCCGUGGAAAUGGUCACUCAUCCUCUAGCUACACUCCUCUUGACCGUGCUGCCGACCAUACCAACAGCCGUUCCCGCACCUACAACCGCGACAAAGUCAAGCCUCUUCGCGAGCUGUCUCCGUUCCGCCCUAUCGGCCCACCCACUUAUCCGCCGGUGAACCGCGAGCAGACGCCGCCGACUUCUGAGAGACGCACUCUCGCUAGCAGACUUGCUUCUCCUGAGGCUUUCAUGGAGGCGGUGCGGAAGACUGGCCUUGCCGGAUCCAAGUACGCUCUCAAAAAGGAAAACUAA
Messenger RNA from Aplosporella prunicola CBS 121167, 1053 nucleotides. RefSeq lists its product as uncharacterized. NCBI's taxonomy places the organism in Eukaryota, Fungi, Ascomycota, Dothideomycetes, Botryosphaeriales, Aplosporellaceae. The transcript has 2 exons. The record is from RefSeq and is a predicted model, not a curated record. Bases 1 to 1053 code for a protein of 350 amino acids.